Messenger RNA from Capsicum annuum, 6361 nucleotides. RefSeq lists its product as uncharacterized. Lineage: Eukaryota; Viridiplantae; Streptophyta; Magnoliopsida; Solanales; Solanaceae. Gene Ontology annotation, molecular function: metal ion binding. Gene Ontology annotation, cellular component: nucleus. The record is from RefSeq and is a predicted model, not a curated record. The transcript has 10 exons. The coding region runs from base 214 to 6105 and encodes 1963 amino acids.
CACUUAGGCGGGAAAAGAAGUAUUUUACGGAGUACUUGGAAAGGGAAGAAGACUUUACUCCAAUGGGUCAAACUGAUCUAAUUUGUGGUUCUCAUCACAACUAAAAUUUUCUCAAUUUUUUUCUCAGAAUCUAAAGCGCCCACGGCCUUCUAUCGCCGCCGCCGCCGCAUCUGCACCUGUCCUUUUUCUCCGGUGAGACUUCACGGGCUCUCCAUGGAUCUUCCUCCCUACCACCACCAUCACCAGAGGUACGUUCAACGCCCUCCUAACUUUCCCCAUAACCCUAAUUUCUUCCACCACCAUCCUCCUCUUCCGCCCCAUUACCAGCCACCACCGCCUCAGCAACGGCUACCACCGCCUCAGCAACGGCUACCACCGCCACCACCUAUAUCCAAUCUCCCUCCACAACCAGCACCAGCAGCUCACCACCACCACCACCACCACCACAUCUCCCAUCCCCCGCCCCAAUUCUCCUUUCCUUCUCGCCUACCAGAUAACCCUAGAUUCCACGAUUAUCCCCAAAAUCGUUCUCCCCCUAAGGUUCCCUCUAAUCAGCACCCAUACCACCCCCUUCCUCUGCAACCCCCGAAUUUUCCUUACACCGAUCGUUACCAAAACCCUCAUCCUCCUCCUUCACCGAGGUUUAUUACGGAUGAUUUUAACUCUAGUGGGUUGAGAGAGAAUCGUGCUACUUCUGUAAAUGAUAGUAAAGAACCUCUUUGGGUGAGGAGAGAUGUGGAAAUCAAAUAUGAUGAUGACGAAAGGUACCAUCUUGAGAGGCGUAGAAUGGAUAUUGAUGUAAACUCAUCGAGGGAUUUUAGAUCGAGUUUGGGGAAAUAUGACUUGCGUAAUGAUAGGUAUGAAGGUGAGAGAAGGGAAUAUGGUGGUAAUAAUGCUGAUGAGGUUUCAGUUGGUUCGUCUUCGAGGCGAGUGUCGUCGUUGGAUAAUGGUAAUGAUUACGAUGAUGUUAGGUUUAGCAAUAGGUUAAGGUUGGACAAGGAGGAAAGUCAUAGAUCUCUGCAGAAGAAGCAAGUGCAGAAGAAGAGUGCAUUACUCAGGAUUCAAUGUGGGAAAGCUAAAAGUAGGAGUAGAAAUCAGGACAAUGACUCGAGUUCUGGUGGGGUAAGAGGAAAGCAGAAUGAUUUGCUUGAGAGGUUGGAGAGAAGGGUUGAAGAAAGAGAGGGAAGUAAGAUGGAGCUUGAUGUUUCAUUUAAAUCUAAUGCACUUGUGGCAAAGGCCAUUAUGACCCCGUCAACCUCCGCCAUCGAUUCAGACAGAAGCGAAACACAUAGAUGCAAGAAGAUUAGAAAAGUGAAUUCCUCUGGUUCCCCAACGAAGAGAAUUGGGGACGAUUUGGGAAAAGGUGAUGGUUCAGCAAAUGAUUCUGGUGUCAGAUCGAGUUCUAACAAGAUGUCUAAAUGUUUGGCAGAUAAAAUUACAGUUUCUGCAGGUGGAAGUUCAUCUAAGAGCACUUCAGAUUCUAGCAAGGAUUCAAAACAUUUGGCAGAUAAAAUUACUGAUUCUGUUGGUGAACGCGUAUUCAAUGGUACUUUGAGCACUUCGGAUUCUAACAAGGAUUCAAAACAUUUGGCUGAUAAAAUUACAGAUUCUGCUGGUGGACGCGCAUCUAAUGGUCAUUUGAAUUCCAACAGGGAGUCUAAACUUUUGCCUGAUGAAGUUACAGUUCCUGCUGUUAAUAGUGCAUCUAAUAGUACUUCAUUGCUGAGUUCCAAUGGGACAAGUGAUUUAUUUGGAAUGAAAGAAAGCAAGGGAUCUCCAGAGAUAAAGGUUUUGAAUCAGGGUAGUAAUCAUGAUGGGAAGUUUAGAAUUCCUUUAUUCAUAGUUAGAAAGAAGAAGCAAGUGACUAAGAAGAAAGUUGCAAGCCCUUUCAAUUUGAAAUUGCCUUCAGAUGAAGUAGUUAGCAAACUAGAAAAACCGUCAAAACUGGCUGCUGUUAGUAAAGAUGAGUCCGUAGAGCUUUCUAAUUCUGAUAGGAAGAAAGCUAGUUCCACUAAAGUCUUGGUUUCUUCAAGUGUGAACUCUGAAACUAAUGAUGUUGCUGAUUAUACCAGCAGAUCAGUUCAGAAUGGCCCCUCCUUGUUGACUUCUGAGACAUCUAUGAUUGAAGUACAAAACAAACCUACUAAUUUUGAAGUGGAUAAUACUGGUAAUGUUGGAGGGCAUUCUGAGGAUGAGCUCCGAGUGUCUGAAGAUGGUGUUAAUAAAGAAUCUUCUGAAGCCAUGGCUGGUGAAGAAAGAAAUGGAGAAGUUGUCUUGUCAAGUCUAGAUGGGAGAAAAAUUCAUAAAGAUGAAAUAUCCUUGUCAGCUAAAGAUACAUAUAUCUCUGACAAUUCUGAACUGGGGUUGUCUGAUGGGAAGAAGAAUGCAGUUGCUGCUAUAGGAUCCUUUGAUGCAGGUUCCUUGGAGCCAUCUAGUGACCCCAACAUUGUCCCUCUGUUGAUUGAUAUUGAGAAAGGACGUCGAAAGAGUUUCAUGAAUGGAAAUGACAGUAGUUUUAAUUCUGACGAGACAGGGAGAAUUGCGGUUGUCAAUGACUUGCAAACUGCAGAGUGCUCGAGUAAUAGUGAUCCAAGGGCUGGUACUUUUGGCGGUAAUUUUGGAUCAUGUGUUGAUGCUGUCACAUUGUCACCUGAGAUGAGACAUACUAAAGGAUCUGUCAAUGCAGUGGUUUCUGUUGGAGACGAUAUUAGGACUAUUGUGGAUGAUGACUGUUUACCUAAGUUGACAAGGAAGAGGAAGAUUACGGAUGACGAGUCUGUUUUGCCCUUUAUGAAGGUGAGUGAGACAGAGGAAUAUGAAGUUAGAUCCUUGCUAGGCCAAGAUAAAAAUUUCAGUUGUUUUAAAGAAGAUCAUGCCUCUGGAAAAGAGGAUGUUACAGUUUCUGGUAAUGGGAUUUCAGAAGUGGAACUGUCACUUCAGGAUUGUUUAAAAGAUGGUUCCAAUUCAUGUUCUACCAAGAGUCCCAAGAAACGGGCAGUUUCUUCGCCAGCCAUGGUUAAAUCUGUUCCCUGUGUUACCACGUAUGAGGAACAUUUUAGCAGGCCAAUUACAGUGCCUUUGGUCAAUGAUGUUUCAGUGACAGAAUUAGAAUCUCGAAAUACAUUGUCUAAUGUUGCUGAUGGUCCACCAGCUCCUCCUUCAGGCAUAAUGCUUGAGAGCAGCAAUACUGCCAAGGAUGUAUGUCAGGCUGAGCCAUUUGAAGAUGGCUUGAUGGAUCACGUUUCAGAUAUUCCGCAGGUCAUUCCUCACAAUUCUCAACUGGGAGAAGUGGUACAAGAAACUAAAACUUCAGCUGUAUCCAUUGGGACGCUAAAAAUUUCUUAUAGAGCAAGUGAGGACAAAGGUUCCUCUCUUGGAGUAGAUCAAAAGUUGGCCCCAGAAGGCCGUGAAAGGUGUAAUUUUGUGCUUGAUAGGGAUGACAUGCCUUUAUUGGCAGAUAAUCUCUCUUUAUUUGCCAAAGAAGUAAGUGUCAAAAGUAUGGAAUCUCUGCCAGAUAUGUCAUCACUGGUGUCAUUUCCUGACUUACCUAAUAGUUCAGUCUGUGAGGAGCCUGAUGAUAAGUCAUCAAUGUCCAGUGAAAUUGUUAUUGGAAAAGCCCAAGGUGUUGAUGAAAAUUCCAUAACUGUUUUUGACCAUGUUUCUUCCAUAUUGUCUGAUACUUUUGAGUUUGAUAGAAGUUCAGAUCAUAAAGUUGGUGGCGAUCCUCUGGUUAAUGUCAAUACUUUGCCAUUACCAUCACAGAAUACGGUAAAGUCCACCAAGAAUGUGAAUUCACAGAGUUGGAAACCAAAUCUGGGUGCAAACCAGCAGAGUCCUGCUGGCCCUAGGGCUUUCUCUGUUCGCCCAUCGAGUCUCAUCACUUCAAGGAAUGUGCCCGUUUCGAAGAAGCCACUGACAUGGCAUAGAACUGGUAAUAGCUCUUCCUCUGUUGUUGGACGAGGUUCCCAAAUGAACUCCCUUCCUCCACAAAGCUCUUCCUCUCUUGUUGCAAAAGUCGGUUCUUACGUUCGCAAGGGUAACAGUCUUGUCAGAAAUCAUUUGCCUGUUGCUUCCGUUUCCAAAGGAUACCAUGCUCCUAGUUCUUCAGUUUACCGGUUGAACUCUUCUGGUGUGAAUGACCUGAAGAGAAAAUCUGAGAAUAUGACUGAGACGACUGGUUCACCCAGCUGCAGGCUAACUCCAGAAUUAAAUGCUUCUUCAGAGAGACCCAAAACUCCGCCACAAAAUGAAACAUUUAAUUGCGUUACAUUGAUGUCUGCAUCUUCGCCAGUGGUAGAUCAUCCCGCAAAUGGUAGUUUAUCUACAACCUCAGAUCCUUUGGAAGUUAAUGACAAUAUUUUGGCGCUGAAGCCUUCUGAGCAUCCUUCAACAUCUUCUGCAGUUCCUGAAUGUCAUAGUGGUUUGGGAGGCAAUUCUGAAAGCCAGAAUACAUUUGAUGAAGACAGUUCCCGAAUGAAUAUAGUUUAUGUGAAGCAAAGAUCUAAUCAGUUAGUUGCAGCUUCAGAUAAGACCCAGACUUCAUCCGAUGGCUACUUUAAGUGGAGAAAGAAUCAACUGAUUCGUGCAUCUAGCAAUAAUCAUAUGAAGCAAAGAGUUGCCACAGCAAAGAAUAUAGUUCCGCUCCAAAAAGGUUUAGCGAAGACCUCUAAAUUGUCAAAGUUCUCAUUAGUCUGGAAAUUAGGUGACACCCAGUCAUCAAGGAAAUACGGUGGCACUUAUGAGAAACUUUGGCCUUACUUAUUUCCAUGGAAAAGAGCUAGCUAUCGGAAGAGUUUCCUGAGUUCCUCUCCAAGUGACAGUUCCUCUAUUAUCAGACGGAAGCUACCGCUCUCAAAAAAGAGGCAGACUAUCUAUACAAGGUCAAUUCAUGGACUCUCUUUACGAAGAUCUAAGGUGUUAAGUGUCUCCGGCUCUAGUUUAAAGUGGUCAAAAUCUAUUGAGCAAAGGUCAAAGAAGGCUGUAGAGGAAGCUGUGCUAGCAGUUGCUGCGGUAGACAAAAAGAGAAGAGGACAAGAUGGUUUUAAUGCUGACACAAAGAAUGGAAAUAAUGUUUCUCGAGAAAGGAUAUUCCGCAUUGGUUGCGAGCGGUAUAAGAUGGAUCCUUCUGGGAAGACACUACAGAGAAUCUCAGAUGAGGAACCUUCGGUGUCAGUUCUGGAGGCGAAGAAGUCUUACAUCCCAAAAAGAUUAUUGAUUGGGAAUGAUGAGUAUGUACGGGUCGGCAAUGGUAAUAAGCUGGUUAGAAAUCCAAAGAGACGAGUACGCAUUUUAGCGAGUGAGAAAGUACGCUGGAGUUUGCACACUGCUAGAAUUCGGUUGGCAAGAAAGAAACAGUAUUGCCAGUUUUUUACGAGGUUUGGCAAGUGUAACAAGGAUAAUGGAAAAUGUCCUUACAUUCAUGACCCAUCUAAAAUCGCUGUCUGCACUAAAUUUCUGAAUGGUUCUUGCUCCGACGCCAACUGUAAAUUGACUCACGAGGUCAUUCCUGAAAGAAUGCAAGACUGCUCCUAUUUUCUGCAAGGAUUAUGCUCGAACGAGAAUUGUCCGUAUAGACACGUAAAUGUGAAUCCAAAUGCCUCUGUCUGUGAAGGUUUCCUCAGGGGCUAUUGUGCUGAUGGCAAUGAGUGUCGGAAGAAACACUCCUAUGUCUGCCCCAUUUUUGAAGCAACUGGCAGCUGUCCCCGAGGUUCAAAAUGCAAGCUUCACCAUCCGAAAAACAAGAGGAAAGGAGUGAAAAGGAAAGCUUCCAGCGAACUGAAGAAUGGUCGAGGUCGUUACUUUGGCUCUCCACAGAUUGAUAUUAUUGAGCGUAUAACAGCUGGACCGGAGAAACCCUCUGUGAAGGGGAAUAAUGACAUAUUCUGUAAGGAGGGAAGGUUUGUUGAUUUUAUUAGCCUAGAUGAUGGUAGCGAUGAAGAGGAACAGACAAUUGAUCAAAGAAGUGAGGAAACACCACUUUCUGAGAGUGGUCCCACAGAGAUGCAACUGGAUGAUCUCAACGAGCUUAUUAAACCCAUGCGUCUUCUAAAUAGGAAUAGGUCUUUAGGUUUAUCUCCCCAUAUAGAUGGCCCAAGCGAUACAUGACCAGAAGCUAUGUAUCAGAGAGGAGUCUCAGUAUUGUAAAUGAGGUUUUGUAGUUAGGUGUUUAUUUAGUGUUCUGCUAGUGCAGAACAAUUUUUUUUUCCCAUCUUUAGGCUUUUAGUUAAUUACUUAGUUAUAGGUCUUAGGAUUAGGCAAUUUUUUAGUAUUUUUUUUCCCAAUGUCUGUUGUGCGAUAUAGAACAAAAAACUGCUGUUAUAGUGAAUUAAAGGAAAUGAAAAUUUAAUCUCUUUCUUUGCAA